Messenger RNA from Orbicella faveolata, 1443 nucleotides. RefSeq lists its product as uncharacterized. Gene Ontology annotation, biological process: cell surface receptor protein tyrosine kinase signaling pathway; protein phosphorylation; positive regulation of kinase activity. Gene Ontology annotation, cellular component: signaling receptor complex; plasma membrane. NCBI's taxonomy places the organism in Eukaryota, Metazoa, Cnidaria, Anthozoa, Scleractinia, Merulinidae. Gene Ontology annotation, molecular function: ATP binding; protein binding; transmembrane receptor protein tyrosine kinase activity. The record is from RefSeq and is a predicted model, not a curated record.
AAGAAGUAUUUUAUCCCAAAUUUUUUAUUGUUUAAUGUUUCAAAAAAUUCGCAAAUUUAAACAGUUUUUUUUCUUCGGAUGAUUUGACCCAGCAAUACAAUAAAUAUGAUUUCUUUUUAUUUCAGACGUGUUAGAUUAAAGCUUUAGACCAUGACGUCAAAACUGUUAUGGUCAUUUUUGGUCCUCACCCUUGUGACAGAAGUUUCAUCGUGGACGCACACUGAAGUUUAUAAGACGAUCGGUUGCUACAACGACAGUUUGGACCGUGCGAUCCCUACCCUAGAAGGAACGGAUGACAUCCUGGACGGCGACUUUCGGACGAGAAAUGAUUCAAUUUACAAAUGUUAUGAAGUGGCCAAGAAACUAGGCUUCAGAGUUUUCGCUCUUCAGGCUGGUGGAUGGUGUGCAUCGAGUUCUACAGCCGAAAGAACAUUCAACAAAUAUGGAAUGUCCUCGAACUGUGAAAAUGAUGGUGAAGGUGGAACAAAUGUUAAUCAAGUCUAUUAUAUCAAAGAUUAUAGAGGUUUUGGAUGCUAUAGAGACACCGAAGAUCGUGCAAUUCCAACACUUGAAGACACAGACCCAGUCUUGGAUGGCGGGGCAUUGUUUUACCGCAGCCGUCAGAACGCAAUUGUCAAGUGCGCUGUCGCAGCUCGCAAAAGAGGUUUCCCUGCCUUUGCAGUUCAAAAUGGUGGAUGGUGUGCAGCGAGCGCUAACGCACUGGAGACGUUUAACAAAUAUGGCAAGAGUAGCGACUGCACAAAUGACGGCAAAGGGGGUCAUUAUGAAAACAAUGUUUACGUCUUUCAAGAUGAAGCUAACACCGUCAGAGUUCCAGAUCCAAUCGCCUUUUAUCCCCUGAACAGCAAAUAUACAACACGGGAAAUAAAAAAUCGUCAAACCCAGGGUACCCCUGUUGGUGUUAGCAUAGCAGCUGGGCCCGAUGGCAAGGCCGGUGGCUCGUACCAAUUCACGGGACAAAGCAACAGUUACAUCGAGUUCCCAAAUAAUGGAGGCUUAGAUGCUCAACACUCCAUCACCAUGUUAUGUUGGGUGUAUCCUGAGAAUACAUUGGACACUGCUCUCUUAAAAGAUUAUACAGGUGUUGGAUGCUAUAGAGACACUACAGAUCGUGCAAUUCCAACACUUGAAGACACAGACUCAGUCUUGGAUGGCGGGGUAUUCUUUUACCGCAGCCGUCAGAACGCAAUUGUCAAGUGCGCUGUCGCAGCUCGCAGAAGGGGUUUCCCUGCCUUUGCACUUCAGGAUGGCGGCUGGUGUGCAGCGAGCGCUAAUGUACUGGAGACGUUUAACAAAUAUGGCAAGAGUAGCGACUGCAAUAAUAAAGGCACAGGAGGUCCUUUUGCAAACAAUGUUUACGUUUUUCAAGAUGAAAUUAACAGUAAGUGUUUUUCUCAGGAGUACAAAGAAUGUAAAACAUAA